AAGAUCAAAGCUUUUUCGUUGUUUCUAAAAGAAUUACAGUAAAUUUAGUUCAUUGCCCUCUGGAUGAUAAGAAGAUUGUGGCUACCACUUGGGGAUCCAGUUAAACAUAAUAUUGCAAUGCUGUUUUUAGGGGAAAAAACAAAUUGAUGCUUUCUGCGUGGAUGCCAAUCCAACGCCAAGUGGACUUGAAGCAAGUUUGACGAUCACCAGUGUUUCGGGGUGGGGUGGUGGCUGUAUUUAGAUGGAGCAUUUUGCACAGGAGGCUUGUGCGCAUGCACUCACUAGAUUUCUAGGCAAAAUGAAGCGCACUGGGUUCUCAGUGUGAUGGAGAGAAUGACCCUGCCUCCUCACAGAAUGGCCGUGUGAAGGUAGGAACAACUGGACUGCUGUAAGCAAUGGAGCCUUUGAGUCUUGUAGAAGAGCUACCUUUUACUUCAAGACUUUAUCUUCUUCUUCCUAUCUUCUGAUAUUUACUGGCUCCACGCUAUUUCUUCCAAAGAAUAGAAUGGGACUUUGAAUACUGUCCCAAUUCUUUCAAAUAAAAGUGUGUUAUAUAUGGGAGGCUGUGGACCAAGCAGCAUUUCCUUUACCCAGAAGCACCUUUAGUGGGUGCUAAACAUAACACUCAGGGAACUUGGAAAACUCUGGAGGAAACAGGCUCUAACUCUUGUUUACAAGAGGUUUUGUGUGUGUGUGUGUGUCAUGAGUUUUAUAACAGAUAUCAAGAAACUGAAUUAUAAAUGUUAAUGUGCUAUUUACAUUCAACUUUUAACCAGCGAGUCUAAUAAAAGUUAGAUAUAAUAUAUAAAUGCCAACUUAAGAAUUAAAUUUCGGUCUGAACAAUCAUUCUGUAGCUUAUAUGAAACCUUAAUGACAUAUAGGCCCAUCUAGUUUAGCAUAAUUUGUGCUUAUGAAUUAUAAAUGCUUAGCUUUUACAAUUAGACCUACCCAGCUGUAGGCAUCUUAAUGAGAAAUUACCAAAAUUGAAUUGAUUUGUAAUAUCCACUCUACCAUGUUCCAGAAUGGUGAUUACCGGAGGUAGUUUUCAGAGCCAUCUCCCGCAGUAUGCGGCAGGAAAGUUCUGUGGUAGGAUCCGUGUUUGACCGUCAGAGAGAUGCCAGAAUCGAAAGGAACAGAGGCAGUUCAUAUGGGGCCAAGAGUGUGCGCAUGUGCAUGCAUGCAGUUCUUCACAUGUGUGCUAUGUGGUUACAUGGAGGUCAGAAGACCUCCAUUUUAAGGAUGUGGUUCCCUCGUCCCUCUUAUUUUGAGGCAGAGUCUCUCCUGUUUCUGCCACUCUGUGUACUUCAAGCUAGCUGGUCCAGGGGCGUCCAGUCAAGGCUUGCCACCUCAUUUGGCUUCUUACAUAGAUAGACUCAGGGAUUAAACCCAGCUGCUCAGGCUGCACUGUACGAGCUUUUUAUUGACCAAGCCAUCUCCCUGGCCCUAGACACUCUUUUAAAGUGAUGCUCAGAGUCCAGGGACAUUUCUAUUUUAAAAAAGCAACAUUUAUAUACAAGGUGUUUCCUCUUAUAUGUGCUGAGGGGAAAUUGAACUCCUUGAAUAUGCUGAUUAAUUAAUCCUCCAGGGAUAUCGCAGAGGGUGGAGGUUUUUCUUGUCACAUUUUACUGGGCCUAGAACACAAGCCCUGUUACUAUUGCCCAACCAACAUCCGUUCCCAAGAAUAAAGAGGACAGCAGCAGCAUCGCCUUUGCUAUGAGAAAGCAGCCAGCAUCCAGUCCUUCAGCAGAUCUCACCAGCGCGCCAGGUGUGGAAGAGAAGACUUUGAAAUGUUGUGAAUAGCUUGACAUUAUCACAUUAUUAUUGAAAUGCAAAUUCUUCCCAGCAGAAAUGAAAGGGCGAAGACAAUGUACUUUCUUGCAUAUUAUCGAUCAUACCUAGCCUUAUAGCCUUGCCUGGAGGGCUUGUUCUAUGAGAAGUAUUCAUGAUGUGCAUGCCCCGUUCACCUCGUGUGUUUACUGUGCACAGCACCCCCUCCCACGUGUGGGACUACUUGUCCUUAUCCUCAAAGGGAAAGAUGAGCUGCCAGCUGAGAGCUGCUCCUAGGGGGCCCUUCUGUAAAGGAAAGGGGGUAUUGUCCCUGGAGACUCUUGGCAAGUCCUUCAUCAGAACUGGUUGGCUAUAUUGAUCACUGUCAAGAGUGUUAGUAAUAAGGAUUCAUUUAUAUACUGCUUAUACUGCGUAUUCUUUCCAUAAGCGUGUCAACAAACAUUGCCUCAUUUCAGCUCAUUACAACUCGGGUUGUAGGGCAGGUAUGGUAAUGGGUUAGGCAGGGCAGGUGUCAUUAUGCUCAAUUUUAAGAUGAGAUAACUGAAGGUUACAGAGGUCAAAUAAUUUGCCCAAGAGCAGAUCUCUGAUAAGAGAAAGACCUACAAUCUUUGAGUGCUGCCCUCCCCCACCCCCAAAAUCUAAAAUGUCACAGUGUUGUUUACUCAGGACUUUCAUAAUUUGUAAAAAGGACAGUUUUUCAUCACAGACAUUCUCACCUCUGCCUGCCUGCUCUUUGAACCCUGCUAUGGGACACAUUUAGAAACUGUCUUGAGAAUGCCCUGCCCUGCCCUCAGAGGCCACAGAGCAAUUAGGUCCUGAAUUCCUUUCUUCUUGAUGGAGAGCAUUGUUGAAGGGGGUGUUGUCAUCCCUGGAGACUCCUGAAAUAUUAAGACAAAAGUCUCUCAAGAAAGACCAGUUGACCAUGGAGAGCAUUUUUAUUCAGGACUCGGCUUUACAGCUGGAGUUGGAAACAGUACAAGGUGUCAACUUUGUGACAUGAGGGACAAAAAGUUCAAUUAGAUAUUAUGGUGGGAAUGACUCCCUAGGAUAUUUGCACCUAUGGGACAGAAAUGCACUUUUUAAAAAUGUAGGAAUGAAGUAGACCUCAUAACACAGCCGAAGUGACUCGUCCCUCUGGCACCCGUCUUGCUCUGUCUCAGCUCAACUACUGGUCUAACGAAAGGAGCAGCUGGCCUUUAACUUAGCAUUUAGACAUUUAGUGCUUUCUCUAGGCGCAGAAGCAUCCUACCUGAGGCACAGACAGUGGGGAGUGGGUUUAGAACAUACUGAUUAACUGUGAACAUGUAGAGGGCGGGACCAGGAGCCCAUGUUCUAUCUUUUCAGCAAGAAGAUGACAUCACCAAAUAGUUCUUCCUGAAGUACAUAUGCAUGAUAGGACUGUGAAUGGACAGAGGCAAGCCCUGGCUGUAUGGGCGUGGUUCAGCCAGCAGGACUUGGGAACUCACUGGCUGUGUGAUGUUAUUGGAUGUGUGGGGUACAGAGUUGAUGAGUUUCAGAUAGCUCUGAGAUGUCCCAGCUGGGUAAUAGGUAAUGAGAGCAGUGACACUGGCCAAGACAGGAGGUCAGGUUAACAAAGUAUUUAGUUAGCAGCUACUAUAUCCCGAGUUUAAGUCAUAUGCAGUAAACUGGAUAUCAAAGGCUUGCACACAGAUGUACUGCUCUCAUCCUACCUCUGUAUGAUAUUGAAGGCUUUCAGAUGAACGGCUCCCCCUGGCAGCCCUGAUGAUGCUUUGCCUAGCCUUGAGCCGGUUCUCAGUAAGUUCAAAAGUAGAUACCACAAGGAAGACUGAGCACUCACCACCCUGGGCGUAUGUGGCUCAUGUAAAGACCAGGCGUGUGUGAAUGAGCGCUUUUCUGUGGGCUGCACAGUCCUAAAAUUGAACACCGCUCACACAGUGGAAGGGAGAAUGUGCCGUUUAAUGUUUUAUUAAAAACAUCUUCACGGUAUAGGCGAUUGAGGUCGCUCAUAUUUCAUUUUGUGGCUCUAAUCUUUAGAUAAAUAUUGACAUUGUAUGGUUGCCCAGAUGAGUCUUCCAAUGUAGUAUAAAUAUUAAGAAAUAUUUAUCUUUUUGUAGAGUCUCCAGAAGGGUGAGUCUGCUCUGUUUACUUUCAUGUUGCACUUUUUCCUUAUGGGAUUUUAAAAAUAAAACUAGUAGUAUUAAAAAAAAAAAAAAAAGUCUUAUUCCUACCUAGGAGUUCCAAAACAAGGCUGAGUAUUUUGAGGAAGUAACAGAAUAUUAAAAGUGGGCAAUAAAAUGAGUAAAGAUGAGAAAGUUUAAGUGUUUUCUAGGGUUGGGGGCAUUUUAACAGACUCGGUUUUUAGACAACAGACUCAGUUUUUAGACAACAGACUCAGUUUUUAGAUGGGAAAACCUGUAUUUUUAAGAGCACAUUCAAAUUGAAAAUUAAUACUUGGAUUCUUUGAGAGAAAAAAAAAACCUGGUACCAUGUUUUAGUCGAUGUCAUAAUGCUGAGAGCUGAAUUUACAUCACUAUCGAUUCCCCUGUCAAAUUAUUGCACAGAUGUGGGACAGCUCGUCUCUAACUUCACUGGUAGGCUGCCCUCUAGUGGCAGUUGGCCUCAGCGCACCCACUUUUGUUAUGAUUCCCUGGAAGGUGAGCGCAGAGUGUUACCACUUAAUCACCAGCCACCUCCACUACACGGGGCCUCUAAAGCGACAAAACUUCCAAUGAAAGGUCUGGAUGGUUAUGAUAAAUUAAAAAUUCCCAUCACAAAUGCUCUUGAUAGCAGAGAGGAUAACAGUGUAUGUGACAAACACAUUGAUGACUAAAAAGCCAACACUAGAAAAGUUUCAGGACUAUUAGGUAGUAGUGCUUACUAUUUGUUUGUUUGUUAUUUUCUUUGUGUUCCAAAAGAUCCAUAUGUGCUAAAAAUAAGCUCUGUAAGUAACUUUAGAAGCUCUUUACAUAAGAUCAAAUCAAAGUAGCAAGUGCCAGGAGAAUUGCGGUCAUCCUUGGAGCUCUCAGGCUAGUGCAUUGCCCUGUUCCAAGCCCUCUAAAAGUAAGUUUAGCCUUUUUGCUUUCUGACAAUAUGAAGAAGCCUGGUUGCAGCCACACUGGGUGUAAGUCCUGUGCCGACAGUGGGUGCCAACUCUGCUUUGCCUUGGCUGGGGAAUGAGCAUACUCCAGGGUCUCCAAUAAGUGCAGAGAAAAUGUCAGACUCAGCAGCUAUGUCUGCACGUGCGAUGCUAGCACUCUGCCUGAGGUACAGAGGCGGCAUGUCAAUGAUCCGAGUGUAUAUCCAGAACACAGCAGCAGAAUGGCUGUCAUAUUUCAUAACAGUGGCAGUGUGCUGCUGUGGCUGCCACUGCUGCUGGUGGUACUUAUCCUGGCAUUUCAAGACAGAGAUCAGAAGGAACGAAGAAGAACCUGCUGAUGCCACACACACAGCACAGUGUAGAAAGUCCACCUUAUGUCCCUUGUACAUGAUGUUCUGAUGGAGUUCUAGAGUUUUAUACUUGGUCGACAGUGGCUUCUUUGGGAAGUUACUUUAUGUCUCUGUGCCUUGUUUUCUUCAUCUGUAAAAUGGGACUACUAAUUGUGUCCACCUUAUAGGGUAAUUGAGAUAACAUACCUGAAUGAUAACACUCAAGAAAAGUCAGCCAUUAUUAUUCACCAUCAAGCUGUCCUAAUAGAACUAGCUAACCCCUGUUUUCUGUUGCUACCUCAGUGUAGGUUGUUGGAAUGGAAGCUAAAAUGGAAAAGGCAAAACAAAUCCUGAGAGUGUGAUAGUUCCUGGUGAGACAUUUGCUUGCCCUCCGUAUGAUUCUGUGUGCUCCUCUGAGUGUUAGGGUAUGGUUUAAAAUAGCUGACUUAGUAACCGUGAGUUCAUUAAAACAUGUGAGACCUUACAUUCACAAACCUUGUGUUUUGAGACAGGGUCCCACUCUGGAAGGCAGGCCGUUGCAGGCAUCGCACCCAGGUCCAAAGUGUUGAGUAAGUCUUUAAGGGUAAGGAAGUUAAAUUCCGUGGGUCCAGGGCUCAGUCAGGAGCAGGUUUGUGAGACUCUUGGUGCCUGGGCCACAUCGCAGUGUUCUUAUACUGGGGCGUGCGAAGCUCUGCGCUUGCUUGAGACUCGCGUUGAUGAAGGGAUUCCUCGCUGAAUGAGCUUUCUGAAUGCAAUGUUUAGAUUGGAAGUGACGUCAUAAUGUUCAAGAACUGUCACUCAAAAGGCUGUAGGGAAGUCUCUUCUAAAUUAACGUUAGGCUCAAAACUGACAUAUGAGUGGGAACAACUUUAUUUUCUACAAAACACUGCAAAACACUGUUUCUUAGCCUCAUCUACUGGCACGCUGGCCUGUCAAAUUGAGGUCUUAGCUUCACACACACGUAGUCUCCAAAAGAUCUAAUUCCUGAACAGUAAAGUGGCCAAUAGGAAAACAACUCCCUAUUCUGAGCAGGACUUCACCCCCUAUUUAGGAAGGCAUCAUGAGGAUAUGGAAAAACUGGAGAUUGAAGAAGAAUCUAGAGGGAUGGCUCAGUGGUUAAGAACAUUGAUGUCUUCCAAUGGUCUUGAACUCAGUUGACAGGUCCAACUGCCUGUCAACUUUAGGUGACCCCACACCCUCUUCUGCUCCCCACCGGCACCCACACUCAAAUACACAAACCUGUACCCAGACACACACGUAUACGUAUCAUGAAAGUAAAAGCAGUAUUGUACACAUAUAUUCAAGAGUAAAAUAAACAUUUUAAGAAAAAAAUAUAUAUAAUGAAAGCAAGUGGGCAGUGGGCUGGAGAUGUAGCUCAGUCAGUGUGGUGCUUGCCCAGCAGGGUCAAAGCUCUGGUUCCUACAACCAGCAUAAACACAAGCUUGGGGGCACAAGCCUGCUAUCCUGUAAUCUCAGCAUGUAGGAGACAGAAGGGUCAGAAAUUCAAGACGCUCUUAGUCUACAGAGCAAGUCUGAAGGCAAACCAGUGUCAGAAGCAAAACAAAGGAGAAAGAUGGGGCGAAGUAAGGGGUCAAACUGAUCAGCAACCUCGGGCAAGCAAGAAUCCUGCCUUAUCGACUCCACUUGUUUACUCAAAUGGUCCGCACAGCCUAGUCUGCAAAACAUAAGGAAGUUGUUGGUCAGGGUUUGGGGAGUGUGCUAACAAGCAGGAGCUCGGAGAUGGGCUGUCUCUAGAGACAGAUGAUAGGAACCGGGGCCCUCCCCAGCGGUAGCAAACCUUGUUGCUCAUUUGGUAUUCAUCCAAAGUUGGGGACCAUCUGACAGCUGUUUGGUGUUCUUUAUGAAAUGGAUUUGGACCCCGACCAGACGUUAGUGGACAGCUGUUCACAACACAAAACACUUCCUCAGAAGAGGCACUAAUGGGCAGUGCCCUAAUGUCUUCACAAGUAAGGCAGGAGUGGGCAGGCUCAGCAAUGACCCUCCCCACCCAAGCCUGGCUGCAGGCUGAGGGUGGAGGCCUUGUUGGCCACUGAGCCUUCUCUACAGUCAGAGACUUUGGACCGCAGGGCUUCUUGGGGGGGGGGGGGGUAAGGAGCCUCCAAAAGAGUGUUUAUGCUUUAUGUAUACCUAUGCCUGUGUGUGUACGGGGCUAGCCUUUUCAAAAUGGUCAGCCAAUCAGAGGCCACUUGGUUGCCACCACACCAUAUUUACUAAGCCAAAUUCAGUAGAGAAUUUUUUCCACAGCUUUGCUUCCUGUACAGUAUUUGUUAGCAAUUUUUAUAAAAGUUACUUUGUAAAAGUUAUUUAUAAAAGUUUUAUGAAGGUUAUUAUGCAUUGCUUUCAUGUGAGUAUCUCUAAAUGAACCAGUAUAGUCCAUUCCUCCUUCUCCACCCUGCUAAUUACUGACUAGUGACCACUGCCAUGGAGUUUUGAAUAUACAGUCCGGUUACAAUGGACUUUAAAAACCACUGACCACGUUAAAGCAGGUGCUUGAGGGGCCAAUUGGUUUGACAACUGUUCAUCAAUAAUUACAUGGGCUUGCACCUACCUGUGUACCUGCCUGUGCAGCCUUCAAUGGGCUGUUUUUUAAUUCAGCAGUCACUGGAGUGUCUGAGGCACUUUUUUGAGUUAGAAUUCUCUCAUCUUUUCCUUUCAACUUUGCAAGUUAGGAACAAGCUCGAAGUCACUCUUGCCGUUUACUGAUGGAAUCUCAGCCUUCCACGGAUUGGCGGGUGACUCUUUGUCAGAGUGCAGUGAUGGGGAAACAGCUUGCUCCCCAUUAACUGUUCGUCGCUUCUCUUUACAGAGUCAGGCCAUGUGCAGACACAGAAAGGGACACUCUGUGCUCUGUUCCCGUCACCCCAUUCACCCCCUCUUUCCAGAGGUAAAAGUCUGUCCUAUUCUCUACUUCCUUCUAAAAUACGAUCUAUGUAAGCCAGUCCUGAUGCUGGAUACACUUUACUAAUCAUAGCAGUUUAUUUAGAAGAGAUUAUAGUCUUUGUUGAAGCUGCGUCCAGUUGGGUGGGGAAAGUGGUAUGUCCUGACCCUGGUAUGCAAGUAUGUUGGGGUUUUCCUGCCGUCCUGCGCUCAGCAUUUCCACAGCAGUAAGACACCCUCCUCCCCUUCAUUUUAUAGUGUGGCUCCUGCUCCCAUGAAUGAAAGGCCCCGACUAAAGGAGCUAGAAUACACCCAGCAGCCAGUGCUGGGUACUAUUGAGCCCAUUGUUUUCUCCCAGCUCCGUGGAGCCAAAUCUCAUUUUAUAGCACAGUGUAUUCUAGGAAUUCCACUCCAUCACAACAGACUUUCUCUAAUGCCUUCCUAUUUUCCCCAUUUGCCGCUGUCACAGGCAGCGCCACAUAGUCCUGCAGCAGGCAAUUAGAAUUCACUCCUCCCCAAGGCUCUGCUCUGCCCCAUUUGCAAAGGGACCACAAGGCAUCAGCUGCCAUAUUAAAGAGACACUAAUGACAGCAGGGGCCAAGAUCAGCCAAAGCAGUGAUGGAGAGGAGGUGUUUAAGAUUCAAUUCCUAUGAGGGACUAAACCUGGAGUUCAGACACGCUCCCACUCCCGUGCUAACAUCGAGGUUUAGGAGACAUAGGGCUAAGACUGUACUUGAUGGGUUUUUCAUAUACUUAAGGGUAAGUGAGGUGGGUGUGUUUAAAGUAAAUGCACGAAUGAAAGUUCCCCAAUAGGGUCGCACAAAAUUACGUAGUGCUGGGUGUAUUUGAGCUGUGUGUGUGGUUUUUUUUUUUUUUUUCCUUUAUAGUUUUCAAAGAAGAAUGCAAACUAGUAAUACUGUCCUUUGGAGGUGCCAUUUGAAGAUUUCCAAAGUAUCUUGGAGUCUGUUUUCUUCCUGCUGGGGCCCCUGGUGUUUUGAUCUGAGAUGUGGAGUCUACAUUGUGACUAAUUGGACCCUGAACAUAAUCCAGAAACUUUUCAAAGACUUUCUGGUGCACUUUGACAAUGGCUGAAUGACACAUUAUUCAUUUUUGUCACAUCUGGCACCACAGGACCACUCGUGGAAUAAUUUCCUAUUGGGCUUAUGAAGCUGCCCCAUUAGUAAUAUUCCCUGGGAGAUGGAGUGUGAGGAAUUAUGGUGUGCCUGGGCCUUCCCAUGAUAGAAGUCGUCCCGCCACGUUAAAUUGAUCGAGGUCUUCCCUGUAGAGAGCAGACAGCCCAGCGCCACAUUUAGAGUGGGUUGUCUCACUUUCUUACUCUUCAGGCCUUUGUGACUGGAGAUUCUGCCGUGGCCCGUGCACUGGGCUUCGGAUGGAGCAGCAGCGCCAUCCUCUACUGACGUGGACCCUGGAGGAAUUUCAUUGAGUCCCAAAUCAUUAAUUGACCCAGGCGGUGGCCAAGUAAUCAGUGUAGUUUUCAAAGGUCUUCUGCAUUCACCAUCUCAUUUCCGUUUCACAGAACCGUCCACGCCUGCCUUUGCCUCAUUUGAGAAAUAGAUGGAACAUUCUUCUCUCAACACAAAGAGAGUCUGUAUAAAGUUAUGAGGUUUUUUUAAAAUAUUUUCCCCCAGAUAUUACACCGUGUGCUCCCCAGCUUGACAAACUAAAGCUUGGUGGAUGUAUGGCUGCCUGCAAAAUCUUCCUUUUCCAAGCAGUAUGAACAUCGGAGGAUGCCCUAGGCCAUAGACUCGUCUUUUCACAUGUGAAAGACCAAGUCCUAGCCAGUGGCUCUUCUUAUAGUGAGUGCUCUUGGUUAGACUAUGGUUCUUUGAUGGGUGUCAGUGACAUUCCAGGGUGGAGUGACCGUCAGGUUUUUCUCUUGUGGUUUCCUCAGGUGAGUCUAGAAAACUACACAGAAGCUCUAUACCCUGGGCACCAUGUCUUGCAAGAAAAUGCUUCCGGUAAAUAACAGGCAGGUGCUCCAAAGCCCAGGCUUGGCUGUCAGAGAGUUGAUGGCGCCUGAUGCUUAAAGUUGUCCCCAGACACUCACGUAUCCUGAGGUUAUUGUUGUUGCCUUUGUAGUAUGUCUGCAUUUAAUUGCGAACACAGAGCUGAUACAGGAAGUUUUGAUUACAACUUAUGUAACAUCUAGUGUGUCCAAGUCCACUAAUCAGAACAAGACUUAGGUGGCUGGAGGGAAGUGAACAGAAGUCUGUGUGUGUGGAGCAGACAGUAGAGCCAGUGCCUAAGGUCAGAUCCAUGUGGCAUCACUCUGACUGUGUGGCCUCAGGCAAACAGUAACCUCGUUAUGUCUUUAUUUGCUGUCUUGUACAGUGGAGUAGUAGUUGGGGCUGCCUCACAGGUAGCCAUAAGGAUUCAAUGAGUCAAUAUGUGUGGCUUGCUUUAAGUACUUGUUACACUGUUAAUACUAGGUAAGAACUCACCACCCCCAUCCUCUGUGAAUUUAUAUAAGCAUGCUGGGGAGAUGAGCCGAUGAGCCCAGAGAAUUUUCACGUGUGUGUGUGUGUGUGUGUGUGUGUGUGCGUGCGCGCGCGCAUGUAUAUGCUAGAAAUUAGCACACAGUGAUGAUUGAACACCUGGAUUUGGCUUUUGUAGCCCUUCUUCGCCCAUUUUGAUACCUUCUCUGAUAUCAAAGCUACUAUGUCUCGCCCUCUUCCUCCACACCCCUUCUUCCACUCUGCCACCCAUAUUUCUUUUAGUAGUGAUGAGUAUCUCAUCCAGGUGACACUCCAUGAAGGCCAUAAAGCCACUCAUCUUCGAAGUCACCAGUCAUUUAUGUUCCACGUUGCUUGUUGAAUGUGCUCAUGGGUGACGUAAGGCUGAAAGGGGAGCUAAUUUCUUCUGUCAGGGUUGGAAUCCUGUUUUGUUGUUUGCUGUUGAGACAGGAUCUCAUGUAUCCCAAGUUGGCCAUAUAUUCUCAGCAGAUUUGGUUAGUUUAGGAUGACCUUGACUUUCUACUCCUCCUGCCUCUACCUCCCUUGUGAUAAGAUUACAGGUGUGAGCCACCAUACCUGAUUUCAUGUCAUGCUGAAGUGAUCAAACCCAGAGGUUUAUACAUGCUAGGCAAGCACUCUAUAAACAGAACUACACCCCCAGCCCAGUGACCUGCUAGAUCCAGUUUGGGAUUCAGAAAAUCCAUGGGAAUAAAUACCCUCCUUUUGCUGGCAGUGGUAAUUCUUUCUAGAGGCUUCUGACUAGGGAACCACUCCGAGGAUAGCAUUUCUUGUUUUGUGAGAUGAUUCUGGUGCUGACCGCAUGAUGUCCUGUCUGUUUGAACACAGCACGAAGCUCCAGUCAAACCUAAGGGGUCUCUAUCAUUACUAGCCAAAGAACACCAGGGCGCUUGUCCCAGGCCCUCAGACUACAGAGCACAGAGAUGUCCACUGGGCACACGCUGACAAGUCCUUCCAGAGCUGGUCACUGGGGAAGAUUACGUCAACCUGUCUGGGAAAAACAUCUCUCCCUGUUUUCAUCGAGGUUCAGGAAGGCCAGUCAGAGGCAAAGUGUCAAGUUCAGGAGACUCACGGGGCUCUUCAUAUCCCAUGGUCUUGUUGGCAGUGGCACUUUAGCAGUAUUACUUCACAGACCUUAUUUCAAGUUUAAGACUAAAAGGCAGAAUAGUGGUGUCAGAUAACCCUACUCUUGAUAAUCCCCCUCUCUUAAAAUAAUCCAGACGUUGCUGAUGCUGUGAAAUUUGUGCUGAUCCUUCAGUACAUGUGUACAUUUUUUUUCUCUCUUAAAAUAAAGACCUAGUAGGCUUAGAAGGAGAUGUUAGGGAAAAUAACUACUGACAAUGAGCAGGACUGUGUAAAAUUUACGUUUUGAAAUGACAGUGAUCACUUUAAGUUUGGUCAGCACCAAAAUAAAUGAAUGAAUAAAAACAAACCAACAACUCUUUAAACUGUCAACCCCUUUCCAACGAGACUAUAAAGGGGGCCAUGGGGCUUCUUAUUUUCUAGGUUAGGUUCUAUCAGCAACUUAGGUGUGACAUCAAGAUGACCCCUCAGUGGGAGCUUGGAGGUUGUAACUGGUAUUUGGGGUCACAGCUAGUUGAGUUUGAGGUGUGUCAUGAGGGGCUAUAUAUAGGUAGUAUAUGCCAUUGUCAGAGAGACGGCUGUGAUGUUGUAAAACCAUUGAUCAUUCUGAUUAUCGUCUAUAUGCUAGUAUUUGUUCUGUAAAAGUAUUAUAAUUUGCAUGUGGCAUAAAGGACAGGGGAAGCCUCGUGAACUUCUAAGUGAAGAAUGCUAUGCUUCACUUCUGUGGUGGCCAGGAAGGCACUCAUGUGCUACCUUCUGGUAACAGUAAUUGGAUAUUUAUGCCUCAUUAGAAGAGUGUAACUUCCUAGAUAUUAUAAAUCAGCUCAUUUUUGUUUUGUGUCUCCAGUUUCCACCUCCACUUAUAUGUCUAGUCAUUGUUGACAAAGUUAAGGUAAAAAGUGUCCUUUAUAGCCCCUAUUAGAGGAGAGGCAACUAGGGGGCCACUGGGUCUCCCCACUGGAGAUGUCUCCACUGGAGCACCCAUUCCUCUUCCUGACGCCACAAGGCUAUUUCUUCUGUCAGACAAUAACAUAAUCAACCAAGAAUCUGUUUCCAGUCUCUCCAAGCCAUAGUGUUCCCUUCUUAAUGUCUGGACUUUCCCUAUUCCAGGGGGGAUAGAUUCAGGUUUUAAAGGGACCUCCUAAACUCCCAAGAGAAAGUUUUAUCUCUUGACUCAGUUCUCAUAUACUAGAAAUACAUGAGACUUAUCAAAUAAUCUCUUAGAUCCUUGAUACCCAAGGAUUCAAUACGUGAUUUUCUUUUCUCCCUGGUUUUUGGGUAUCAAGGAGAAAAUACAUCAGGCUUACUUUAUUGUACGUUAUUGUGUGUACAUUUAUUUGAUCUUUCCAUUAGCUAAAAACCAAAGCUCCCUUUAAAGCUAGUUGCUAGUACUGCAUAAGACCAUGCUUUGCUUCUUGUGUGGUUCUUUCCAGAAGUGGGAAGUGCAGGGAGAAAAGGCUGCUCAUUUCUAUGACGCCUUUAUUUUCUAGGGCUGCAUUCUUCAAAGCAUAGAGUUUAAAGUACUCUGGUGCCCAUUGUGGUUUACGCAAGGAGACUGUGCGGCUGUUUGGAGAUGAAUUGAAGACAUCCAGACAGUGAGAAUAGACCAUCUUCUUAUCUCUUCUCCUGGCUCCGUAUAAUCUGCAGGCAACUGUUCCCUGGCCUCAGUGAUCAUCUCACUGACAAGCACAUUUGGUGGCUAGGGGUAUAUCUCAAACUCCUCAGCUGAGGAUGCUUAACGAGCCUACUGUGUGAGUGGACUAACUUUCCCAUGACGGGCAACAUUAUCUUUACAUACUACACAAUGCUAAGAGAUCUAUCUGCCCAAGCAGGAGUUUCAAACUUGUCUCCAUUCACCAUCCCAAAGCCCAUUCUUUUCUCCAGUGUCGCAAGGAGUGUGAUGUUCACCAAGGUACAACAUGAGCUUUGAGAACCCAUUGUUCAACUCCCUUUACGUGAGAGUACCCUGUAUCAGGAAUCUGUACGUCCUCCUGGGAAACAAGGAUUAAGAUUCCUAAAGUACCUUAAGUACCACAUUGAGAAAAGAAAGCUGUCAGGAAGGGUAGAGGCACUGUAAAGUGGCCCUAGCUCCAUAGUGCGACGCUAUGCUACUUACUGGAGCUUUGGAGUCAGUUUAAGAUUGAUCAGCCCAACAUCUCUAUUGGCAGGUGUAAAUGAAGAGAUAGGGUAGACGGUCUUACACAGAAACCAGAACAACUAUGAGGCUAGAAGCCCUAGCAUCAAAGAUGCACCUGGAGAGGGAUGCUUUGCUUCAUGGUUGGAAAUGGUAUUAGUUUGCAACACCUAAGGACACCAUAGCUCUUAGAAAGAGGAGUUUAUAGAUUGCAAGAUGCAAAGUAUAAUGUAUCUAAUUAAUCAUGCUGGUCAUGUCCCUCCUUAUUUGCAGACUGCUUUACAUUCAUUGGUGUUGACUGGAGGUCACUCGGUAUCUUAAUAAAAGUAUCAGAUGUACAGCCAUUUACAUCAUUGCAUUCCCUCCUCUGAUUUAGAUCCAAAGAUAUCAUUCGCCAGCCCUAAUGCUUGCUUGUUAAUAACAUUGGUAAGAAAUAAAGCUUCAGUUAGUGGCUUCCUUAAUAGAAUCAGUGUUUUACUAAGGAGAAUCAAAUAGUGAAGCGAUAAAGGAAAAAUGAUAAAAAAAAAAAAAGGCUUCUAAAAUAGCCUCUUUAGGAAUAUAGAGAACUGACUCACUUUUGAUAACAACCCCUUCCUAUGUCUGAAUACUGGAACAUAAACAUAAAUUGCAGUUGGACACCCUCAGAGGGCUUAGUGUAUGCCCUGGUAGGCUCCACUUCAGAUGACCUGUAUGAAAAGGAUCAAAGUACAUAUUUUCUAUAACACUGAAUAUGAAAUUUUUUUCAGCCACGUCAAUGCCCACCUUUUCAGGACACUUAGUGCUGAUGGUAUUACCUACCAUUUUUCUUUAAUGCCACAAGAUAAAAAGGACAGCUUUUUUUUUUCUUUUUUUAAAAUUCUAAUAGAUUUUUAGAAAUCCCUUUAAAACCUCUUUUAGAACAGCAGGAAAAACUGAUUCAAAGGCAGAGCACAAACAGAAUGACUUAAUGGACAUAAGGCAACAAACACAAGGGAAAAAACUAGGCUGGGAACCUAAAAUAAAUUGAAUAUAUAACACCUUUCCAUUUCCCUCGUUUUGUGUGUGUGUGUGUGUGAGAAUGUGUUAUUUAUGGAAAAGCCAGUUGAUUACUUAUCAGGCCAAAGCUUGUGUUUGCUCAGACUAGUGAUAAUAAACAAUAAAAAGAGAUAGAAAUGGCUAAGCCAUGCAGAGAUGGGACAGGGAAAAUAGGUGUGUUCAGUAUAGGCUGUGAGCCCAGUACCGAGAGCUCUGGAAUUCCCUGCAGUGCUCUUACGUUAAUUGGAGGGGGGUUACUAUAAGGAACUAUAAUGAGUAUGGGGGCUUCCCAGGCAAUCUCCUGGCCCCAGGGAAGAGCUCUCAGUAAUUACUUAGUUCUAUCCCACAGUUGGGUGGAGAGGCAUCUGAAACCUUGUUCUGAGCCAGCUGCAGCACGGUGACCCUAGAGCUGAUUAGAAAUGCAAAUAGUCAGACCCAUGCCAGCCCACCCAGAGAGGACUCCUCACCCUGUCUGCAGGUGAUUGGCUGCAGGUUGAACUGUGGGAGGCCCUGGUUGAAAUGACACCUGGACUUGAGGUAGAGGGUGCAGAUAUGGGGGGUUAUCUUAGGAAAAGGAGGGGCAGGUUAUUUUUAACCAGUGAGUUAAGUACAUUGUAGACGCACGAGGGUGUUUGUUAGUAGGUUUAUCUUUCAAGUUGGAAAGGAAUCACAGUGUCUCUGGGAAUGAAUUACCUGGACCUUGAUUUGCUUGUGACUCCACGUAGUGCAGUGCACAGACUACUAUUUACCUAACAGCCCUGGGGCCACGCGGACAAAUGCAGCCGAGGUAAGAGAAAACACUGGCUGAUAAGGAAGAUGGGCAUUUCAGUGGCCCGCCGGAUUAUAAUUACCACCAUGUUCUAGCUCCUUGCAUCAGUAAAACUUUGACGCCGCCUGGGUCUCCAGCACAUACUUAUUAUUGAAAUGAUUUAUCAUUUUAUUAAAGCUUCUUGCUUCCAAAAUGGUUUAUAGCCCUUAAAAAAAAAAAUCUCAACUGUCCUAACAGCCUCGUGAACAACUAACAGCUCAGAGCUGUGUGUUCCCUUAAUUUUAAAAGCUAAAUGAUUUCUGCCACUGUGCCUGCAGAGUUAUGAUGGAUGACAGAACGCAUGGUCACCGUGAGGAUGGUGGGAUGAAAAGAUCCCUCCUUGGAACAGGUUAUCACCGAAUCUGAAUGAUACCUCUGAACCUACAUCACACACUGCAUGUGCUCCUUGUCCUCAUCCGGUGCUGCCAUUUACCAGAACAAACAAGCCCAUUAGGUGGUACUUGAGCCAGCUCUUUUUACACGGUUGCCUGUAUCAGUGGAAGGCGAGGCUGAUAAAUCAUCGUCCAAUUCAUCUUUUAAGUCAAAGUUUAAAAGCAAUAAAUACCAAGCUAGAGAAACAUUGACCAGAAACGAUGACAUCACAGGAAUCACAAGUCUCUCUUUGUCCCUGGAAAUUUCUUUGUAUAAUGGCCUCAGUCUUUUUGACAGAUACACUCCAUUCUCAGGGUCAUGGGAGAACUCUCCACAGAAGCAUAAAAGGAAGCUGUAAAACGGGUAGAUAUCAUAGACCCCGUGUCCAUGUUACCGCACAUCCACGUCCCAGGGUCAUCCUCCAGAAAAACUGGGAAGGAAAUUCUUCAGUGACCCUAGAAACUCACUUUGACAAGGAAGGGCCACUCACAGUUGACAUGGUUGGAAGGGUUACCUUCAGACUUCUUACAAACAAGCAAGGAAACACAACUGUAAAUAUAUUACUAGGAAAAAAAAAACAAACCAGAAGCUAGCCCCAUCUUUCCCAAUACCUAAGUUAUUAGCAACCUAAGUUAUUAAUAGAAACAUUGAGGGGCAAAAGAAAAUUCUUUGUCUCAUCUUUACCAAGGUGAAGAUCAUCCUGAGAUGAGGGGUAAAAGCCUUCUGCUCCGGGUUCAGGCUUGUGAAUCUAUCAACAAGCCCACCUAAUCAAAGGACCUCCACGAGUACAUUUAAGAGCUGCCUCCAAAGAUCGUAGACCUCACCAGAGAAGCAAAGGAAACAGAUCCAAAGACAAAAGCAGUGGAGGCAAAAGUGAUAAGGGAUGGGCUGGUCCUGAAUUUAACCACACUGGGGCGUUGACCAGGAACACUGAGGCUCACCACGGUAUCGCCCCGCAUCUGCCAGCUUUAUCACCUCAUCCCUCUUUUCCUUUUGCCAGCAAACACUCAGGUCAGCACGUGGGAGUCUUCUUUCACCCACCUAAUCGGUGUUAAACAGUCCUGGAGGCUCAGGAAUCCAGUUAGAUUAUAAACCUUUGGAGAAGAUUAAAUAGUCAUCAUGUGUUAAUCGCUCUUGACGCGCUUUGGGCUUGAAAGUGGAGUUCUUGGCCUUGUUCUGAAAAGUCACACGUUUAGGUGUUAACGUUAAGCAGCGUUAGUUGAGAUGUAUGGGGAUUACUCGGGAGCCCGGGUAUGUUUCAGGUGUAAUGCAAAUAAUCUGGGGGAGAAAAUGGUGUUCUCAGUAGAACCCACUGAAGGAGAAAAACAGAAGAUUAAGGAAGAUUCAGCAGCAGUCUUGAAGAACACUUGAAGAAAGAUGAGAGCCAAGGGCUCUUGAGUGAGAGAGAACCACUUCUCAACUGGGUCAUUUAGUCACAUAUUAUAUGGGACAGCGUGGAGAAGGGCACUUUACUGGACCAAGGGGUGUGGCAAGAGUCUUCUAGAAACAUUAAGUACAGUUUAGUUAGUCACAAAGUGCUAGGUGCCCACGACUUAAAGAUUCCAGUUAUUGUCAUAACAGUAAAAGCUAUCACCUCUCCAUCGUACUUGGAAAUGACUGUGACAUCAUCUUGAAAGAGAAAAAACUACUAUUUCCUGAGACUGGAGGUGGGGGUGGGGCUUUCAAUACCGUGUUUAGGUUUUUGAGUUUGUCUAGAGUCUCGAGUACUCCACAUAGGACUGAAUCUCAGCAUUAUCAUCUGAAAAUAAAAUGUCUCCAAAAUGCCACAAACAAACAAGCAAACAAACAAAUAAACCAAAACAGGGAAGGUUCAAGGGUUUUGAGAACAUGCAGAUGCAAUGGCCUCUGAUCGUCAAGAAAGUGGUGACAGUCUAGGGGUAAGUAGAGAGAGGCACUGUCACGGUGCCUGCACACAAGAGGGAUAGAUUUGCCCUUCCUUUCUCACCAACAAGCCCACAGACACCACAGAUACUUCCUUCCUUCACCACAGACACUUCCUGCUUCUCAAGCAUGAUGGAAGGACAUCUGUAUUGGGCGUCUCAAGUGAUGACGGGGCACCACACUUUCGGCGCCAAUUGAGGACUUUCCAGAAACUUCAUCUUCAAAGAAAUCCAGACUCUAGGAGUCCCAGUAGAACACAGUGUUCAACUUUUAUCCUGUUAGUUUAUUUGAUGCAACAGAUGUAUGCACUCAUGGUGCUUUUAAGUUCUGUGUAGUAGAAAGUUUUGGGGGAGGAGGCAAAUGUUUUCUGGAUGCUUUUAAUGAAAGAUAAAAGGACAGGAAGGGUUGCUGUGAAUGGGGCUAUUAAAAUUACAUGCCUAUACAUAUAUGUAGCGAGCUUGGAGAUGGUUCUCGUGGGAAGAAGCACAGUAGAGGAGUAAAGAGGAGAAUGGCCUUGAGGCCCUUCAGAAGGGAAUUUACUCCUCGAAGUGAAGAGAUAUUUUGUUUUCAAGAACACCCAAACAGCGAUCCGCUUUGGCAGCAGACUUGAGCGGAUGAGCCCGCACAAUCCGAUUAGUAGAGAGCAUCCGAAGAUGAUGCACUAAUUAUCUCCCGGCUCUCUAUCCAGGCUCUUAGGGGCUGGAGAAGCUCAGUGGUUAAAAGCACUGGUUGUCCUUCUGGAGGACCAGGGUUCCAUUUCCAGCAUCCACAUGGUGAUUCAGAGCCAUCUGUGAUUCAUAACUAGCUGGAGUUCCAGUUCCAGAGGAUCCCGUGGCCACGAGGCAUACGUGUGGUUCAAAGACAUACGUGCAAGCAGAAAAAAGUUCAUAUAUAUGAAAUAAGAACUAAUUUAAAAAUUUCUCCAUUGCUUCCUGGAUGUCCAUGGAAGAGAAAGUAGAGAGAGACUUCAUCAAUGGUUCCCCAAGAAAACAGAGCGCCUUGCCCUAAUGGUUCCCCAAGAAAACAGAGCGACUUGCCCUAAUGGUUGCCUAAGAGUCAGGUACUGAAUCCUCAGCAAACAAAGAAGAAAAUGAACAGGGAGUUUCCAGCACCUUUGCCAAAACCCAGAUUUGCGGUUCUGCUAAGAUCUAACUGAAUUUUGAAAAUAAAAAUAAAAUAAAAGGCAUCUUCAAGAACUUGAGGGGUUUUUGUUGUUCUGGUAUCCAUUCAUAUGUAAAGUGUUUCUAAGUUACCCCUAAUUGUUAAUUAGUGUUUGAACUGGUAAUGAUAGGCAAGCUUAGCACUGACAGAAUGAACCUGUAUGGGUGGCCUCUGAGCACUGAAACAUGCGCAAUAAUUAACCCUUUACUAUGUCCCAUUUGUGUAGCAUGGCUCCCUUUGAGAACAUUGGUUUCACAUGUUACUGGAUAUUAGCAACCAUCAUCGUCAUCAUCACCACCACCACCAUCAUCAUCAUCAUAGAUUUCAUGAUUCCAUCCCAUUCUAUAGUACAGGACUUUUGAACACUAACACAUCAAGUUUAGGCAAAGACCAUAACCUUUCCAUAUUAACAUGAAGUGACCAGAGUUUUGGUAUUUACUGCACUCAGGCACAUUGAUUGUCACCAGCUUGUAGUCUAGGUAGCAAGAACAGCAUGUGGUUCUUGGUGGCCUGUCCCCCUCCGUAUCCACCCAUUUCACUGCUGAGCCUCAUGAAUACUAUCAAGCGUUUGCAGCCUGAGAAAGACUCGAUCCAGGUCUGACUCCUGAAUUUUGCCCCAAAUAAUAUCAAACAAGACAGAGCAACCUGCCCUGUAAAUAGUUUAUGUUGUCAUCUUAAUACCAUUGAGAACUUUAUUGUCUUGAGAUGCGUUGAGAGUUUUGACGUGAGUUCAGUGCCAGUGACGGGAAAUGUUAUUUACACAAGACUCUUUCCUGACCGCUUUCAACCAUGUGUAGAAAUUCGCUAUCAUCUAAGUGCCCAACGAUGCUGAUCUGAAGUAGAAAUCGUUGGCAGGUAAUGGUGCCAGUAAGAUGAGAAUGAACAGUCAAGAAAUACACAAGUGAAAAUGUUAACAUAGGCCAUUCAUUUUCAUAUUCUCUCUCCUCUCCAUCUCUUUCCCUGCCUGCUCACCCACCUCUUUCCUACAUGGUGCAUCUAUACAGUGCCAAUCCACUGGAGUAACAAAGCCUGGCUGAUUUAGAGACAGACACAGAGCCUUGGGGGUGGAAAAGCUCUAUAACCCACCCCUGAUGUUGCCAAUUUACACACAGCCUAAAUCUUUCCAUAGCAGGGUUCAUGUCAAGUGUCAUAAGAAGGAGCUGAUUUCUUUGCUAUUUCAGACUGUGACAAGGGCUGGGCCCUCCAGGAACAGUGAUGCAGCGAGAAGCAUGGCUUUUCUGCGAACACCCAAAGCAGGAGGGCAUCCAGGGGGAAAGCCUUACAAUGAGGUGGAUAGAAAUGCCACGCAGGCCUGGGCAGAAAUCAGCCUCCAGCCACCUGCUUCAGGGCAUGUUUGUAACAAUGGCAGAGUUAACUGUGACUGGAAGGCACCAUAGUAAUUCACUCAUUAUAUUAAAGGAAGUAUUUAAAAUUAUUUUCAAUCAAGAGUGUGGUGACGCAAUUUUUCCAAUGAAAACAUGGCUGUUUCAGGCUUACAGUAACUACAGGCUUUGAACACAGUAUUUGGAUCCUGUGUCGUUAUAUGUAAAGAAAAUAGACUAACCAUAUACAGAACCCUUUAACUUAGCCAAGAUGCUGAAGUGCGGAAAAGAAAUUUUACAGAAGUUAUACAGUGAAUGGGACAAAGUGAACUUGUAAUGGAAAGAAUAAAAAAAUAACAUUAAGAAAAGAACAGCAGAAAAGAACAGGGCCAGUAGGUUCUCACGCUUUCAUCCACAAACUAAAACUGAGCCAGACAAAGGCAUGUGUUGCUUCCUGUUGCUUUAAGAUAUAUUAAGAAUGACAGCAACAUCUGAAAACCUAAAUGACUACAAUUGUAUGUAACAAUCAAAAGGUUCGUGUUCAGACCAGAAGUAAGAUAAUAACUGAGUAUAAAGUAUCUGCAUUUCAAGAAUUCUGGGAAAUAAUUUAUCUGAGCAUCUACCACUGGUGUUAACCUUUCCAGGGGGGGUGAAUACUAAGGAGGAAAUCUAUCUAUCUUUUGACACUGUGUGUGUGUGUGUGUGUGUGUGUGUGUUUUGAGGGGACUUAAUUGGGCACAAAUGAAGGGAAGUGCACACGCCAGAGUGAGAGCAGUUGUUGAAAUGGAUUGCAGUGAGGUACAAGGUCACCACGCUGGACUCCCAGGAGCCUCUCUCUGGAGAGCCAGCCUGGCUCAUGGGAGCAGCUCUGCACACCAUUCCAUGCAGCUGCCUAAGCACGAGCCCUCUCCCUUCAUGACUCUCAAUGAUUUGUUUUGUUCUCAGAUUGCAAAACAGGGCAACUGCUUGCUUUCAAAGGCUGCCAUGUUAUGCGCACACCCCCCUGUCUAUAGAGUUUUAAUUACCUUAGAUUUAGGAAUAUGUGACAUUUCAGGAGGAACACUAUAAACAUGAAACAAAAACUGCAAAAGCAACCUACUAUUGCCUCCAGCUUUAGAGGCAGGGCCACAGUGCAAAGCUUCACACUGAAGACCUUGCAGAGACUUAGCUCCUGUCAGAUAAAGUGGUGCACACCUUUGAUUCCCAACACUUGGGAGGCUGAUGCAGGUGGAUCGCUGUGAUUUUUCAGGCCAGCCUGAUCUACAGAGUGAGUUCCAGGAUAACCAGUGCUACAUUGUGAGACCCUGGCUCAAAAAAAAAAAAAAAAUCAACAAAACAAACAACAACAAAGAGAGUUAGCUCCUUCCAAAGGAAGAAAUGCUGUUUCUUGCCACUUCUCAAGAUGGAGGCCUGGUGUUGUUGUACAUAUGGAAAGGGGUGGAGUAGUAGAGGUAUUUAAGACUGAUUGGUCUAUAAUGAAGAGUUUGCAGAACACAAAAUAUUUUGUUAGCUGUUAUUAGCGAGUUCCAGGGCAAACUAUGGCCAACAAACUCCAAGUACUGACAAUAAACUACAUUGUUGAACAAACAUGCAAAGAAAAAAAAACCUUCAGAAAGUAUAUACGAAUUGGAAUGCUUAUGAAUGUCGUCACUCCUGUGGGUUAGACUGGGAGAGCUAUAAAGUAAGGAAUUUGGAGUGAUGGUCAUGUUGGACCUGAUCUUUGUGUAUUUACUUAAUGAGAAAAUCACCAUGCAUUAAGUAUAUCCUUUAUAUGUAAAAAACAGUCACAUAAAAAUAAAGAAUAAGUAAAUGAAUGAGGUACCAAUAAUUGUUGAAAUAAAAGCCACAGCUGUGACUGGGAAUGUAGCUUAGUUUGUAGGGUGCCUGCCUAUUCCUGAGGCCCUUGGCUACUUGGCCAGCACUGUAUAAAUUUCCCAGAAGGCUCAUGGUGCAUGUGCAGUUUUGAUGUCAGGACAAUUCGGGACAUUGCCUCUUGGCCAUCCACAUUAAUACUUCAGGGUAGCCAGAAUACUGAUCAUCAGGGGGCACGGGGGGAGGGAAUCUAAAAUGUUCAGCAAUUAAUUAUUUUGAGGAAAACAACGAUGCUUUUAAAGGAUCAAGGAACCCUAUUACUAAUAUUGGAAAAAAUGAAGACCAACCAUUGAGCCUAUUUAGCUGGCUGAGAGGCAUGGUAUUCAAGUCUGAGGGUGGCUGAUAAUUACUCACACUAAGCAUUUGGCCCAGGUUUUCAAAGGCAGAUAAAGCCAUGAAACCUCUGGCUUGGGUGACCUGCCUACAUCUAUCUGUCCCUCGCAUGCUGACUCUCAUUUACUCUGUAGUUAUGCCCUAUGUAUUUCCCAUUACCGUGCUUCUCCUUCCCUCCCUCCCUCCCUCCCUCUUCCCCUCCCUCCCUCUUUCCCUCCCUCCCCCUCUCCUUUCAAUGCCUGAGAUAAAAAUAGCACCUCCCCUUUUAGUAGCAACAAGCUCACUAAGCAACACUUCUCUGAUGCCCAGAGUUUAUCUUGGUAGCACUCCUAAAGGCAUACGUUACUCCUUAUCCCCAGUUUUGAGUCACGUCACUUGAGCUUUGGAAGAAUAGAGGAAUUUUCCCUGAAGUCGCUGCUAGAAAAUAACAAUGCUAGAGUCUCAAGUCACUCACUAGUCUAGUCCCUAAGCCGGUGACAAGGUCUCCAUGGAAACUUCCACACUGCUCCUGGUGCAAAGUGGGUAAAAGGGCCAUCCAUGGUAUCCCCAGUAAAAGGUGUGUGUGUUUGAAGAUAUUGUUUGUUUAUGAAAUAUGCAGGGUCCUUUGGGGUGAAUCCUUUAACUUCUCUGGAAGCACAGGCUUGUCUGACGACUGGGGCACUAACUUCCCUUGUUCUGUGGUUCAUCCUGGCCCUAACCUUCCUGGGAAGGGAAUACAUUUUCUAUUAGUGUCUCAGUGUCAGGCAUUUUUGUUUGUUUUGUUUUGUUUUGUUUUGUUUUGCUUUUGUGAAGAUGUCCUUUCACAUGGAUAGGUGUGUAUACGUGUGUGUCUGUGCUCAUGUGUUUGUGUGACUGCUGCCUGCAGACACUCACCUUCUAACUGCUGGCUAGGUAGGUGUCCCUCACAUUGACCUGCUCUUGCUAUGGACUUCAUUCUCAGGAAUGCCUAUUCUCUUUGUCCACACACACAUGCUAAUACACUGUCCAUCUUGCCUCUCCUAAUAGCCCGUUGAGUCUUGAACUUGGAGCCAGCAAAGUACUGCCUUUGUAAAGCACAAAAGAACACCAGUUUGGUGGGUUUUUUUUUUUCCCCUAAUCACACAAGGCCUGAAUAAAAAGCUUUUCUGCUAUUCAGAGGCCACUCGCAUUGUGCAGCUGCCCCUGGACUGCUGAGACCAUCUCAAGGCUGACAAUGGAGUACCUGACUGAGCUUCUGCUCACAGGACUUAUUCAGGAGCCCCCAGGCCUGGGACUGGUGCCAGCGUGCUCUGGGGGUGGGGGUUGGGGGGGGGGAGAUUGAGGCCCUUUUCUUGGUCAGACCCUGAUAAGCAUAUUGGAGUUUGUUGGAGCUGUUGUUUGUUGUUUGCCUGCCAGUGAGGGUUCCACAAUCUUAUUGCACGGCUGUCUUCUCAGCAGGCUGGCUGUCAGGGUAGGUUUUGUUCCUGGUUGGGUCCCACCUCUGUGAAAUGUACAGUGAGACUUGGGUCAUAGUCCACUCGCAGUGAGCCAUACAUCACCGUGUGGACUCAAUUCCCAUGACUCUGGCUCCUCGGGACAAUGUCUCUUUCUUCACCAUGCUGAUGGGUGAAGUAGAGAAGCAAGUCCCCCCGCUGAACCUACUAUGCGGCCAGCAGCCUUACUGCUGUGUCUCACACUGCUACACUGCGCUGGGGCUGGUUUCCCAGAAGAUUCCGAGCCAAUCAGUAUUUCGCAUGGCAACUAUACAAAACAGUAUCCGGUGUUUGUGGGCCACAAGCCAGGACGGAACACCACGCAGAGGCACAGGCUGGACAUCCAGAUGAUCAUGAUCAUGAACAGAACCCUCUACGUUGCUGCUCGAGACCAUAUUUAUACUGUUGAUAUAGACACAUCCCACACAGAAGAAAUUUACUGUAGCAAAAAACUGACAUGGAAAUCUAGACAGGCUGACGUAGACACAUGCAGGAUGAAGGGGAAACAUAAGGAUGAAUGUCACAACUUCAUUAAAGUUCUUCUCAAGAAGAAUGAUGAUACGCUGUUUGUCUGUGGAACCAAUGCCUUCAACCCUUCCUGCAGAAACUACAGGGUCGAUACCUUGGAAACUUUUGGGGAUGAAUUUAGCGGAAUGGCCAGAUGCCCUUAUGAUGCCAAACAUGCCAACAUCGCUCUGUUUGCAGAUGGAAAACUCUACUCGGCUACAGUGACUGACUUUCUGGCCAUUGAUGCAGUCAUUUACAGGAGCCUCGGAGACAGCCCUACCCUCAGGACUGUCAAGCAUGAUUCAAAGUGGUUGAAAGAGCCGUACUUUGUCCAAGCCGUGGAUUAUGGGGACUAUAUCUACUUCUUCUUCAGAGAAAUUGCAGUAGAAUACAACACUAUGGGGAAGGUUGUUUUCCCUAGGGUGGCUCAGGUCUGUAAGAAUGACAUGGGAGGGUCUCAGAGAGUCCUGGAGAAGCAGUGGACAUCUUUCCUGAAGGCUCGCCUGAACUGCUCGGUGCCUGGAGACUCUCAUUUUUAUUUCAAUAUACUCCAGGCAGUUACAGAUGUGAUUCGCAUUAAUGGCCGUGAUGUUGUCUUGGCAACCUUUUCCACACCUUAUAACAGCAUCCCAGGUUCUGCAGUCUGUGCCUAUGACAUGCUUGACAUUGCUAAUGUUUUCACUGGGAGGUUCAAGGAACAGAAAUCACCUGACUCUACCUGGACACCCGUUCCAGACGAACGAGUCCCUAAGCCCAGGCCAGGCUGUUGUGCUGGAUCAUCCUCUUUAGAAAAAUAUGCAACCUCCAAUGAGUUUCCCGAUGAUACCCUGAACUUCAUUAAGACGCAUCCACUCAUGGACGAGGCAGUGCCUUCCAUCAUCAACAGACCUUGGUUCCUGAGAACAAUGGUCAGAUACCGCCUGACCAAAAUUGCAGUAGACAACGCUGCCGGGCCAUAUCAGAAUCACACUGUGGUUUUCCUGGGAUCAGAAAAGGGAAUCAUCCUGAAGUUCUUGGCCAGGAUAGGAAGCAGUGGUUUCCUAAAUGGCAGCCUUUUCCUGGAGGAGAUGAAUGUUUACAACCCAGAAAAGUGCAGCUAUGAUGGUGUAGAAGACAAAAGGAUCAUGGGCAUGCAGCUCGACAGAGCGAGUGGCUCACUCUAUGUUGCAUUCUCUACUUGUGUGAUCAAGGUGCCUCUUGGCCGCUGUGAGCGACAUGGGAAGUGUAAAAAAACCUGCAUCGCCUCCAGAGACCCGUAUUGUGGGUGGGUAAGGGAAAGUGGUUCCUGUGCCCAUCUGUCACCCCUUAGCAGACUGACAUUUGAGCAGGACAUUGAGCGUGGCAAUACGGACGGCCUAGGAGACUGUCACAAUUCCUUCGUGGCACUGAAUGACAUUUCAACUCCUCUACCAGAUUAUGAAAUGUCUUUCAACAGAGUGUAUGGGCACGCCAGUUCCCUCUAUCCCAGCACCACUACGUCAGAUUCGGCAUCCCGAGACGGGUAUGAGUCUAGGGGAGGCAUGCUGGACUGGAACGACCUGCUCGAGGCACCUGGCAGCACAGACCCUUUGGGGGCAGUGUCCUCUCAUAACCACCAGGACAAGAAGGGAGUGAUUCGGGAAAGUUACCUCAAAAGCAACGACCAGCUUGUUCCUGUCACCCUCCUGGCCAUUGCAGUCAUUCUGGCUUUUGUCAUGGGGGCCGUCUUCUCGGGCAUCAUCGUGUAUUGUGUGUGCGAUCACCGGCGCAAAGACGUGGCAGUAGUGCAGCGCAAGGAGAAAGAGCUCACUCACUCGCGUCGGGGAUCUAUGAGCAGUGUCACCAAGCUCAGUGGCCUCUUUGGGGACACCCAGUCCAAGGACCCAAAGCCUGAGGCCAUCCUCACACCACUCAUGCACAACGGCAAGCUGGCCACGCCUAGCAACACCGCCAAGAUGCUCAUCAAGGCUGACCAGCAUCACCUAGACCUCACCGCCCUGCCCACCCCAGAGUCCACCCCGACACUGCAGCAGAAACGGAAACCCAACCGCGGCAGUCGCGAGUGGGAGAGGAACCAGAACAUCAUCAAUGCCUGCACCAAGGACAUGCCUCCCAUGGGUUCCCCUGUGAUUCCCACGGACCUGCCCCUCCGGGCCUCCCCAAGCCACAUCCCCAGCGUGGUGGUCCUGCCCAUCACGCAGCAGGGCUACCAGCACGAGUACGUAGAUCAGCCCAAAAUGAGCGAGGUGGUGGCUCAGAUGGCACUGGAGGACCAGGCUGCCACCCUGGAGUAUAAGACCAUCAAAGAGCACCUGAGUAGCAAGAGUCCCAACCAUGGGGUGAACCUUGUGGAGAACCUGGACAGCCUGCCCCCUAAAGUUCCACAGCGCGAGGCCUCCCUAGGUCCCCCGGGAACCUCACUGUCACAGACCGGCCUGAGCAAGAGGCUGGAGAUGCAACACUCCUCCUCCUAUGGGCUCGAAUAUAAGAGGAGCUACCCCACGAACUCGCUCACAAGAAGCCACCAGACCACCACUCUCAAAAGAAACAAUACUAACUCCUCCAAUUCCUCCCACCUCUCCAGGAACCAGAGCUUUGGCCGGGGAGACAACCCACCCCCCGCCCCGCAGCGGGUGGACUCUAUCCAGGUGCACAGCUCCCAGCCCUCUGGCCAGGCCGUGACUGUUUCGAGGCAGCCCAGCCUCAAUGCCUACAACUCACUGACGAGGUCGGGGCUGAAGCGCACCCCCUCGCUAAAGCCAGAUGUACCCCCCAAACCUUCCUUUGCUCCCCUUUCCACAUCCAUGAAGCCCAAUGAUGCAUGUACAUAAUCCCAGGGGUUGGGGGGCCAGGAGUUGAAGCAUCCGAUGAGGCGAGGCACCCACCCAGCUGAGCAAGGUCUCCAUUGCCUCGAGUAUCCACCCGACCAAGAUGGCCCUGGAGGAGCUGAGGACGCUGGGUCCUCCUCCCUGGGACAUAGGGAUACUCUUCAAAAUUGGGCCGUGUGGUCUGGUGAAGGUUUAGCAAUCCACCUCUGCGUUCUCUUCCUUCACAUCCACGUCAUACAGCAGGUCGGACUCACGAAAGACUUCAGUAUCAUCACAAACAUGAGCCAAAAGCACAUCUCCACCCCAUCCUCACAUGAACACAGGCCACAGUCACAUUCGUGCACUACAUACACAUACACACACACACACACACACACACACACCAUACCACACCACACCACACCACACCACACCACACCACACCACAUCACACCACACCACACACGCAAUGGUAAACGACAACCACAUUUUGUCCCUGACUAUACAGGACGUUACCAAACUUGGCUAAGCAUCAGAAACUUUAAAACACACACACACACACAACCAUUUUUUUUUUAAAAAAAAUCAUGAAAAUUAAAAAAAAAUAAUAAAGGAUUCAUUGAUAAUUCUAACUCAGACUUUAACAAUGGCAGAAGUUUACUAUGCGCAGAUACUGUGAAAUGCCCACCAGUGUUACAGCUUUGUUAUAGCAGGUAAAUGCCAUGUUGGGCAACGAUGUCAUAGAUUUCUGCUCCUCUUCGCUUUUAAUGAAUAACGUGACCGUUAACGCAAGUAACUCUUAUUUAUUGUCCACCCCUUUUCUUUUUCCUCAAGGAAAAGACUCUUCCAAAUGCCACCACAUGAACAGCUCUGCGGAAGCCCGUGGAAAGUUAAACUAUUUAACGUGAAAUCCAUUAACUGGAAUAAUUGAGUUUCUUUAUUUUUACAAUAAAUUCACUGAGUAAAUAAUUUGGAGCUGGAAUUCUGAGCUUUGUGUUUGGACUAUCGGAUCAGUAGCUAAAGGACAGUGCUAGGAAGGAAUAUUUAUUUAAAUCUAGUUAAUUUGUCAGUUGGGUUUCUCGCCAAGAGGAAAAAAAAAUGUUUAAAAAUCCUUCCAGAGUCUAACUUCCAGCCAGGACAGAAAUGUUUAGAAUGGUGCCUAAGCCCCAUUGCCGUAAACAUGGCUUUGUCUGAGGACCCCACCAUCAGGAAGGCAUUAGCUUGUGAAACCUGCCCCUACCCCCUACCCCCGAUCCCCGACCCCCACCAUCUCAUUUCACCUUGCAUGUGAGACAGCAAAACAAAGAUCCACAAACUGUGUGAACUAAUUAAUAUGCUGGCUGCUACCUUGCAUAAAUUAAUGAUUUGAUCACACGGGUGUUUCAUGAGGUUACAUCUGUGAAUAGCCUGUUUUCCACAUGUAAAUUUGUGCCUUACACUCUGAGUUGUAUACACUUGUAAACUGUCGUUAUGAUCAACUUUCUUUUCCUACUUGAAAUAAAGGCAGAUAUUUAUUUAAACCCUGCCCUCCAUUCAGCCCUCUGGAAGACUGGAGACAAGCAAAUGGAACAGACACGGUAGCGAUGGUUGUAAUGCUGAAGGCUGGGUGAUACCCUUCAGUUCUCCCUGCCUUCCCUUGUGCCAACGCCAGCCACCCUUUGGCCAUGCUGCAGAGCAUGGACCUCCAGUGUUGUGGGUGGAAAAAACCCCUUUCCCUUAUAUUCCCAGAUCAUUUCAAUUUGGUGACAUCUUCCUGAGCCAGCCGAGAAAGGACUGUGUUCACUGACUGGAGAAUCUUGCUGCGGUGGUUAGGGAGGCAACUGGGAGGCGUCUCCGAGCUGUGCCUUCAGCACACCCAGGCGAUACACAGAGAAUCAACCAGAAAAUAGACCAGGCAGGCUGGUCCCUGCUGUGAUUAAUGGGUACCCCAAAGUACAAACUAACGACAAUGGAUGCUGAAAAAUCCAUUUCUGGGGCAAAAGUAUUUUUUUGUUUAUUUGUUUCUGUUUUUUUUUUUUUAAUUCUUUUAUCUGUUUGUUGUUUGUAGAGGGUUGGGAGGGGUAGUGUGUGGUUUUGUUUUUUGCUUUUUUUGUUUUUCCCCUCCCUUGGUUUUCAUUUGCUAAAGCACACAGAAGGCACCUUUGUUUACUCUAUCAUGAACAAAAGAAUUGUCUGCACACUGUAAUCCGUGAGCACUGUUUCCAUAUAAACAGUUUAUUUGGUGGUCUCUUGGUCUCUUUUCUUUUUCCAGUUUGAUCUAGGUUUUGUUUUGUCUUUAAAAUAAAACAACAAUAAUAAUAAUAAUAAAACUUUCAGAAAAAAAAAGAUUGGCAAGAACAAAUUCGAAUUGGUUAUUUAAAAUUUCUAUGUUGCACCCGCCGUCCGAGCAGUCCUGCAGAGCCCACGGUGUACAGCCGAGAACAGGUGUAUAGCCCUUUGUUCCAAGACUUGCCUCGGACCAGCUAGACUGUUGUUUGAGAUACAUAAGAUAUCACUGGUUUUGUUUUGCUCUUUAGAGGAGUCAUUGUUCAUGGUCUGUAACCAUUGCACCCUGAAGCCAGAAAGGCUUUUCUAGAAACAGAUGGUGUCUUCUCUAUUUCCUUUUCUUCACAAAUACAAAAAUGAAAAGGAAGGUGCCUGUCAGCCACCCCAUACCCUCUCCUCCCUUUUGACUCCCAAGAGUAUUACCCCAACCUCAUGCCCAUGUUAAUGGGCAUCAUUGCCUCAGUUGUGUUACGGAGACCCAUGUCAAAACCCACAUUCCUACACCCCACACCCCGCUCCUUUCGGUGUCCCACAUGUAUUGAGCUGGUCUUCUGCUUUUCCCUGUCCCUCUCCCUUUCUGCCCUGACCUUGCAUUCGGGGGUAGGGAGGAGAUUGCCCAUGAACCUGAGCGUGCCUUCGCUUUCCACCCUGGCUAGACAGUGUCGAUGCAACAAACGCAGACUUACAUUGGUUGUAAAGUUGUAAAAAUAUUGUGAUGUCACCAAUUUUCCUUCCGUCUCCACACAUCCUAACAUCUGAUUCACAGUUUAAUGUAUGUAGUUUAAAAGAAAAGGAGAGAGAGGAUGAAAAAGAAAGGGGGAAGAGCGGAAAAAUCAAGGGAUAUGGCUCUAUUACUUAAGAGUAAUAAAAUCAGACUGUUCUACGUUA
This is a messenger RNA of Mus musculus (house mouse), 30484 nucleotides long. RefSeq names its product sema domain, transmembrane domain (TM), and cytoplasmic domain, (semaphorin) 6A (gene Sema6a). The record is from RefSeq and is a predicted model, not a curated record. Bases 24209 to 27355 code for a protein of 1048 amino acids. NCBI's taxonomy places the organism in Eukaryota, Metazoa, Chordata, Mammalia, Rodentia, Muridae. Gene Ontology annotation, biological process: negative chemotaxis. The transcript has 20 exons. Gene Ontology annotation, molecular function: semaphorin receptor binding. Gene Ontology annotation, cellular component: plasma membrane.